Messenger RNA from Megalops cyprinoides (Indo-Pacific tarpon), 1011 nucleotides. RefSeq names its product trace amine-associated receptor 13c-like. Gene Ontology annotation, molecular function: trace-amine receptor activity. Gene Ontology annotation, cellular component: membrane. The record is from RefSeq and is a predicted model, not a curated record. Bases 1 to 1011 code for a protein of 336 amino acids. Lineage: Eukaryota; Metazoa; Chordata; Actinopteri; Elopiformes; Megalopidae. The transcript has a single exon. Gene Ontology annotation, biological process: G protein-coupled receptor signaling pathway.
AUGAAUCUAACAGAAGAUCAUCAAAGGAAGUUUUGUGUCCAAUCUUCCUCCUGUUUAGAAAAUGAGUCAACAGCAGUAGAUGUUCUGUUUUAUGUGUCUGCAGCUGCAGCUGUGUUCCUGACAGUGUGUGGAAACCUGCUGGUGAUCAUCUCCAUCUGCCACUUCAAGCAGCUCCACACACCAACCAACCUCCUCCUCCUCUCUCUGGCUGUGGCUGACCUUCUAGUUGGAAUAACUGUGAUGCCUUUCCACUUUAUUAUGCUGAUAGAAUCAUGCUGGGUGUUUGGGACAAUGUUUUGCUCAAUUUUUAACCUAUUUCUAUUCAACCUGACUUGUGUCUCGAUUUAUAAUGUUGCUUUCAUAGCUGUGGACCGAUACAUUGCUCUGUAUGACCCGUUUCUCUACAGCACCAAAAUAACAGUCAAAUCAGGUUUGAUAGUAUCAUUCUUUAUUUGGUUUUUGUCAUUCCUCUACAACAUAAUUUUUCUUAAUUUUAAUGGACUGUUCACUGAAAAUAACAUCACAUGUCCAGGAGAGUGUAUGUUUCAAUGCAGUGCAAUGUGUUCUUUGGAUUUUGUAGUAGUAUUUGUUCUCCCGUGUUCUUCAAUUAUUGUUAUGUAUUUGAACAUCUUUGCUAUUGCUAAAAAACAUGCAAAUACCAUUACAUCUGUCAGCAAACAACAUACCAAAGCCUCUGAAGGAAUGCAUCAUACCAUGGCAUCUGAGAGGAAAGCUGCAAAAAGACUAGGAAUCCUUGUGUCUGUCUUCAUACUGUUUUUGCUUCCAUGCUACUUGGGCCUUCUUUCUACUGUCCUGUCCUUUGAAAACACAUCUUUGUAUAUUGACAUGAUGAACAUAUUUGGUUGCAUCCCACUUCUAAAUUCUUCAAUCAAUCCUAUCCUUUAUGCUCUGCUUUAUCCAUGGUUCCAGAAAAGUGCUAAAGUCAUUCUAACUCUAAGGAUAUUUAGCUCUGAGUCUUCACAUAUAAAUGUGCUUCCAGAGACAUCAUAG